UUAAACUAGAAGCCGCGACGCGCUUUUUAUUAAAAAAAUGUAUACGUAAAGUGCAGAACGCUUUUGAAACAGUUACUUUGGUUUACUGGGUUGAAUUGUCUAGUUUCACGCGGUGGUUGUAAAGCGAAGAACAGCAUGUAAGGAGCCGCGAUGCCCACCGCGCCAGCCGCGCGAUGAGGCCGCGCCGCCAGUGUCUCGCGCCAGCCCUUGCCCUGGCGCUGUUGCUACCGCUGGUCUUCUCGCUCGUGCGAGCGCAAAACGAGCGUGCCGUGGCCGCGUCUGACCGUUUGGAGAACGUGACGCACACCGUGACACGGAUCCUCGACGGCUACGACAUUCGACUCAGACCGAACUUUGGAGGCGAUCCGUUGUACGUCGGGAUGGAUUUAACUAUCGCGAGCUUCGACGCGAUAUCUGAAGUGAAUAUGGACUACACGAUAACGCUGUACCUGAACCAAUAUUGGAAGGAUGAGAGAUUAGGCUUCGGGCUGCAGGAAGAUGUGCUGACGUUGUCGGGAGACUUCGCUGACAGGAUUUGGGUGCCUGACACGUUUUUUGCUAAUGAUAAGAAUAGUUUCCUUCACGACGUGACGGAGCGCAACAAGCUGGUGCGCCUUGGUGGCGACGGCAGCAUCACCUACGGCAUGCGCUUCACCGCCACGCUGGCCUGCAUGAUGGACCUGCACUACUACCCGCUCGACUCGCAGAACUGCACCGUCGAGAUUGAAAGCUAUGGGUACACGGUGUCGGACGUCGUGAUGUACUGGAAGGAAACGCCGGUGCGCGGCGUGGAGGACGCCGAGCUGCCUCAGUUCACGAUACUGGGACAUGAAACUAAUGAUAGGAUUGAGAAGUUAGCAACAGGCGUGUACCAGCGGCUAUCGCUGAGUUUCAAACUGCGCAGAAACAUCGGCUACUUCGUGUUCCAAACUUACUUGCCGUGCAUCCUCAUUGUGAUGCUCUCGUGGGUCUCGUUCUGGAUCAAUCACGAGGCCACGUCGGCGAGAGUCGCUUUAGGUAUAACAACGGUGCUGACGAUGACCACAAUAAGCACAGGGGUUCGGUCGAGCCUACCCCGCAUCUCAUACGUGAAAGCCAUCGACAUCUACCUGGUGAUGUGCUUCGUGUUUGUGUUCGCGGCGUUGCUCGAGUACGCAGCUGUCAACUACACCUACUGGGGCGCCAGAGCGAGGAAGCGGGCCAAGUUAAAGAAAGGAGAGAUGUCCACGAGCACUAGUGUUGAGAAAGAUUUGAAAUGUUCUGGUGGCUCCCGCUCUCCCGAAGAGAUCAUAGCGCUCCGGGAGUGCACGAGCUCCGCGGGGCGCGUGUCGCCGCUGCUCGGGCUGCGCUCCAAGCCGCUGCCGGCUGCGGCCGCCGCGCCGCCCUCGCUGCGUCUGCAGCACCACACGCAUCUGCGCUACCGCACCAGGCCGCACUCUAGGAAUUCUAAAAACGGUUCAACCGGCAAGCCGAAGAUGAUCCACGCCCUGCGGCGCGGCGCGUCCGUCAUCAAAGCGUCCAUGCCCAAGAUCCGAGAUGUCAACGUCAUUGACACCUACUCACGCGUUAUCUUCCCAGUCUGCUUCCUAGUCUUUAACGCUGUUUACUGGACCUUCUAUAUCUUUGAUUGAAUUCUUAUCUUAGGUACUUAUAACAAAAGAAACUGGUGAUUAAAAGUCCAAAUAUUUGUACAGAAUUCUCACGGUGCAAGAACUCGCAUACGAGUUUCAUUACAUUGCGGUAUUUGGUUUAUGUGCUGAAUUGUAUGUAACCUCAACAGACUGCAAUCUAAAAUCGCAUUCGAGUUCGCGCGUCGUGUAAAUAGGCCCCAAGGAUGGGAACAUUACUGGGAUCGAAUGCACUAUUGGGAAUUACCUAAUUAGGUUAUGUGGGGUAAGAGAAACAUAGUUUAUUUUGCCCGGGCCAAGAUAAAAAAUAUUUAAAUUCUCUCGAAAAACUUUUAUAUCUAAAAAAAUUGGGAAAUUAAUUGUCUAAAUAAAUAGUGAGAAAGAAAUUCUAUUAUGAACUAAUUGUGCUUGCCCAUAUAAAUAUUAUUGGGAUUCCCUAGAAAAACCAUUACAGCUAUCAUUAAAGAUUUUUGGGAAAUUGUUGAAAUAUUGAGAAACAAAUUGUGUCGCUUAACUUCAAAAUUGGCUGAAUCCAUUCUGCUUUAAGGUUGAAUAUAUAAAAAUUAUAAUAUGAUCUGAAAGAUAAAAAAUCAAGUUUAUAUAACAGAAUUGGUUUACCCAAGUUUGAAAUUAAGCGACACAAUUGCAAUGAGAACUAUUAUAAUCCAACCUACUCGUGCACAUAUUAUUGACGUCUGUCUACCGAAUCGGUACCGUUUUGUAUGUUUAAGUACCCAUUAUUGAUCCGAAAUAAAAGUGGACAUAAAAAUUCUUUUUUUUAAUAGUUGUAUCAUAGCGUUCAUAGUUUCUUCGGAUUGGUGAGUAAUGAACAAUUUGAACAAAUACUGAACUUUGAAUUUGGGAUCCUAUUUUAUACACCAGGGUACUGAUGGCCGGCGGAAAGUUUCCAAAAUUCGGAAAUUUUCACAUAGGAAAACUUCGGAAACUUUCCAUACUUUGUAUGGAUAAUUGUAUUUCGUGAAAGAUUCGUGAAUUUUUCAAGAAAUUAAAGAUUUUUUUGGAAAGUUUCCGCAACUUGCACAUCACUACACCAGGGUGCAUUCUCCGAAAAUACAAUGGACCUUAGCGUCAUAUUUUAAAUAUGAGCAGUAGAACAGUCAGCAAGCAGCAGUCCCUACUUUGGCCAAACGUUCAAAAUGAAAUGAUCACAACUUUAGAAUUAAGAAAAUUAAGAGCAUGUGAAGAUAAUUUUAACGUCACUUCUUAUAUUAACUAUGUGUUGAGUUACCUUCCUGUUUAUAUAGUUUAGAUAUUUGUAACGUAUUGCCAAAAUGAAACUAAAAUACCUAUCGACUAAGAAAUCUAUCUAAUGUUAAGUAUGUUACAGAGAUAUAUUCAAUGUUAUUAUUUCAAUGAAACAAUUAUAUUAUAUGUAUGUACGUGAAGCUCUACCUGCCAAACUUUUUCCAUAGUAUAUUUAUUUUAUUUAAUUCAGUAGCAUAUUCUGCAUAUUUUAAAUGUGGAAUACCUAUAGAUCCCUAGGUGUAUCUAUGCUUGAUGUAAAUAACUAUAUUUAUUUAUAGUAUGACCCUGUCUUAGAUGACGAAUUAGUAAAUAUAUUGAUGUUUAUAGGAUGAUAAUGCAGAACGAAUAGUUUAAUUAUAAAACCUACACU
Molecule: messenger RNA, 3264 nt
Organism: Leguminivora glycinivorella
Lineage: Eukaryota; Metazoa; Arthropoda; Insecta; Lepidoptera; Tortricidae
Gene: Lcch3
Product: gamma-aminobutyric acid receptor subunit beta-like
Exons: 10
Coding region: 174-1631 (485 amino acids)
Biological process (GO): monoatomic ion transmembrane transport; nervous system process; regulation of membrane potential
Cellular component (GO): synapse; membrane; GABA-A receptor complex
Molecular function (GO): neurotransmitter receptor activity; GABA-A receptor activity; extracellular ligand-gated monoatomic ion channel activity
Source: RefSeq, a predicted model, not a curated record